Molecule: messenger RNA, 3665 nt
Organism: Setaria italica (foxtail millet)
Lineage: Eukaryota; Viridiplantae; Streptophyta; Magnoliopsida; Poales; Poaceae
Exons: 16
Coding region: 116-3490 (1124 amino acids)
Biological process (GO): protein phosphorylation
Molecular function (GO): protein kinase activity; ATP binding; protein binding
Source: RefSeq, a predicted model, not a curated record
UUGCUUCAUUGGUGUUGCGAGCAGCGAGGGGCAUCUAUCUCCCCCUCCGGCCGUCUAUAUCCCAGCUUGAGAAUCUUGUUGUUUUUCAGUUGAUCUGAGCUUCUAAACUUGCAGAAUGGGUGAUAUAGCUCGUGGACUUGAGAGCCUGGGUCGUGUACUAGGUGGGAGCAUGAAGCCAGGUAGAUUGAAGUUGCCAGUUUUAAGUCACAUCACAGAUAAUUUCUCCGAUAAUCGAAAAAUCGGCGAAGGUGGCUGUGGCCAUGUCUACAAGGGCAUCCUCCCAAGUGGCAAGAUGGUUGCUGUCAAGAAGCUUUUCAAAAGCCAAACGAUGGAUGAGAGGAUGUUUCAGCAGGAGGUCGAAACCAUGAUGAGUGUUAAGCACCAAAAUAUAGUUAGGUUUAUAGGGUACUGCUCUCAUACAGAACAAGAAGCGGUGCAAAUGACAAGAAAACAUGUUUUUGCAGAUGAUCUGGAAAGGCUGCUCUGUUUUGAGUAUAUCAGCAAGGGAAGUCUUGAGGACCAUGUAACCGAUGAAUUAAGGGGACUUGAAUGGCAUAUUCGUUUUCAAAUUAUUAAGGGGAUUUGUCAGGGUUUGCAUCAUCUUCAUAAGGAAAAGAGUAUUAUUCAUAUGGAUCUCAAACCUGCCAACAUACUAUUAAAUGAUGAUUUGGUGCCAAAGAUAACAGAUUUUGGCAUAUCAAGAUCUGGGGAAACAUCAGAAACUAUGAGUGAAGUUCGUAUGUAUUCACCACAAUAUUGCGCUCCAGAAUACAAAUUUGAUCGGAGAAUGUCAUUCAUGUCAGAUAUUUACAGUUUGGGUGUCAUAAUCAAAGAGAUGGUGACCGGAAGUAGGGAGGAGCCUAAUGUUGAUAGGGUACAAAGAAGAUGGAGGCACAGGUGGAAGAAUGCAAAGCACAUGUCACUAGUAUAUCAGCAACAAGUGACUAAAUGCCUCCAAUUGGCGCAAAGGUGCACUAACUUGGAGCCCACAGAAAGGCCUGAUAUACUGGUUAUAAUCCGUGAACUUAAUGAAAUGGAUAGUACACCAGACAUUAGCAAUGCAAGUAUAUCUACAGUUGAGCAGCAGAGAAACUCUUUCUUGGAGGACAUGCUUGGGAUAGAGCCACUGGACCUGCAUUUCACUGCUGAGCAUAACAAGCAGACGUCAGGAUCAAUCAAACUGACCAAUGAUACCGAUGACUACAUUGCCUUUCAGAUAUCCCUCGAGGAAAAGAAUAUUGCUUUUUGGGUAUCAGCCCCAAGCCGACUUCCGUUGUGCGUGCAUCCGAACAAAGAUGUUGUCCCACCACGGUCCUCAUGCAGGGUCACCGUAACAUUGGAAGCAGUAAAGAAGCCACUGCAGAAGAAGCACUGUAUAGAGAAGUUCUGUGUGCAGAGCACCAGAGUAGAUAAGGGUGUUACAUCCAAGCAUAUAACGGGAGACAUGUUCAAGGAAGAGGCAGGCAAAGAUGUUGACAUGGUGAACUUUAUGGUAAGCGUGCAUGCACCAAAGCAGCUCCUGAUUGUGGAUCCCCUUGAGCUCCGAUACAGGACUAUUGAGCUGAAUAAACCGUCGCCUUGUUUAAUACAGCUGACCAACAUGACAGAUGAUUACGUGGCUUUUACGUUUGUACUGCCCCAGCAAGGCAAUGUGCUCUACUACCACGAAGCAAUUGGCACGGGUAUCAUGCCACCAUGGUCAACACGAGGAGUUGUUGUAGACAUGCUGGUGAAGGAGAAAGCACUUACAGAGAUGAUGCAAUGCAAGGACACAUGCGUUGUGCGGAGCGUCGUCGUGGACAAGGGUUUAAGGAACGAUGAUGUGACGGUGGAAUUCUUCGAUGAUCAAAUUGGUGUGCACGAGAUGGAGUUGGACAUUGUGUUCGCAGAGCAGCCCCAAGCAGCUUCUUCAUCAAUGCGACAUCCUAUGUUCGACGACGAUCAGGAUUGGGAAGAGGACCAACUGGAGUUAUUGGGAGACAGGGCCAUGCUGAUGAGCCCUUUUUUAAUUGAGACGGAGUUGCUGCACAUCUACCCUGCAGAGCUCCAUGUCUCAUACGAAGGAGACGAAGAAGGAGACGACGGUGAGUACAUAAGCCUAGCCAACAAGACAGAUGAUGAUGUUAUGUAUGCCAUCAAUUACUACUAUGACCGACGAGGGGAAGUCUUCAGCAUAAUCGCCCAUGACAAAGGCGUUUUGCCGCCCCAAUCCACUUGUGCUGUCCGUGUGCAUUGUGUGAGCAAUCAUCAUUACCAAGUUGGAGUGACGAUGAUCAGUGGGAGCCGCCGUUAUCGUACCGCUGAUGAUUUCUUUGAUAACUACACUUGCGACACGCGUGAGGAACUAAUGAGUCAAGUCAGAUCAGAGGGAGGAAAGGUGCACGAGGCGCUGUUGGCGUGUGUCGUACACACCUCUCCUCACCCAGAGAGCGUGGCAACAGAUUGUAAGCAGCACCAGGUGAUACACAGCAUGGACGAUGAGAUUGGUCUCGGAUCCCUGCAGUGCAUGGACGUGCAUCCAACAGAGCCAUGGAUCGUCACCGGUCAUAGGAACAGGGUUGUUUGCAUUUGGAAGAUAGACCCCGAGACAGGUGCGUGUGAGGAGAGGAUGAUGUCUAAGAUGACUGGUACACCGAUAUCGGACUACUUUUUUUGGAUGAGUUCAGUCAAGUUCAUUGCACGAAUGCAAUGGGUGGUGUGCGCAGCGUAUCACAGCACAUGCAUCGCGGUGUUCACAUAUGCUGAUAAUGGACUGACAGAAAUCAAGAGGUUUCAAGCUGACUAUCAAUUACACAAUCUAAAAUCUUUGGCAGUCCAUCCAACUCUCCCGUAUCUGCUUUCUUCCUCCGAGGGCAAUUUCAUCCAGCUAUGGGACUGGGACAAGGGAUGGAUUUGUAUUCGAAAAUUCAAAUGUUCUCGUGCAGAUACACUAAGGAGCGUCAGUUUCCAAAUGACCUUUGACCCCAAGGAUGCCUACUCCUUUGCCAGUCUUAACUACAGUGGAGACAUAAAUCUCUGGAACAUAUAUUAUGAAAGACCGAUCACCAGCUUCCGUGGGGAUACUGCUGCUAUUGCUUAUUGCAACACAGGUCCUAACAUGCAGCGUAUGCUGGCUGUGGUCGACGACACAGAGAAGAUAGAGAUAUUGGACUUGCGCUCAAACACUACACAUGUUCAAACACUUGAAGCCGCAAUGCGAAUUGAGGGAUACAAGGAAUUGAGCCUUAUUGCCUGUCACCCUACGCUUCCUUUAUUAGCUACAACAUGUAGCAUAUGCGCACCCUAUACAGGUGCCCUGUGGAACUACACUAGUUACGGGCUUAAGAGAGUCUAUACAUUUAAUUGUGGUGACCCGGUCAGGGGUCUUGGAUUCAUAGACAUCGAGGGCUUCCAAAGGCUCGUGAUUGCAACCUACAAAGGAAUACAAAUAGUGGACAUUUUAGAUGGGGCAACGUUAAGCGGUCGUCCAGGGGAUAGCUUUUCUGUUUAAGCCCUGUCGGAAACACAAGCUGUUAUGACCGGGAUUACGUGCUAGAGGCGCGGCAAGCGGCAACGAGGCUAGACGUACGUGCACGACAGCACGAGGCGGCAGCUGUUACGGAGAUCCAAUUAAGUUAUCAGCUUUAGUUCGUUUGAGUCGUAAGAUAUUUACUAAUCCCUCCAUC